Molecule: messenger RNA, 4325 nt
Organism: Callorhinchus milii (elephant shark)
Lineage: Eukaryota; Metazoa; Chordata; Chondrichthyes; Chimaeriformes; Callorhinchidae
Gene: sqlea
Product: squalene epoxidase a
Exons: 11
Coding region: 198-1919 (573 amino acids)
Biological process (GO): cholesterol metabolic process; sterol biosynthetic process
Cellular component (GO): membrane; endoplasmic reticulum
Molecular function (GO): squalene monooxygenase activity; flavin adenine dinucleotide binding
Source: RefSeq, a predicted model, not a curated record
GGGGGGAGGGGGGAGGGCGAACACAGAGAGAACAUCUCAGUCAAGAAAGCAUAGGAAUUCAUCAAGAAAAAAACUAACGUUUUAUUUGGUGCAGUAAAGUAGCUUUUUUUUUAAAAAAAAAGGAAGGUUAGACCCAGUGUUGGAAUUUUAGUUCAUUUUAAUCGCAGCUCGGUUAAAUCUAGGGAAGGAUUUGAAAAAUGUGGACUUUCCUUGGAAUCGCUACUUUUACGUACGUGUAUAAGAAAUGCGAUGACUUGCUGAGUGUGAGCUAUGCGAACAAGGAGCUGUUGGUGGCAUUCCUGGCUUUUUUGACGCUGGGAUUGAUCCUGUCCUAUCGCCAUCGCUAUGGGCAGGGGCAAGAGAAAGAGCAACCCUCCAGACUGGGGUUCAUCUCCCAGCUCAUCUCGGCCCUGCCCCUGGUCAGAUCUCUUCUCAGAGGGACUGCAAACCCAAACUCAGCCUCCAACUGCACCGAGCCAGGCAAAGCACCGCAGCACAACAAAAAUGAAGUCAGUUUCUCUGAGUCCAUUGAGACAGAGGACGAGAUCCGUCUCCAGCCUGACCCUGAGAUUAUCAUCGUGGGCUCAGGAGUGCUUGGAUCUGCGAUGGCUGCAGUCCUCGGGAGGGAUGGAAGGAAGGUGACUGUGAUCGAGAGAGACUUGAAGGAACCAGAUAGGAUUGUUGGAGAGCUUUUGCAGCCGGGUGGAGUCCGUGCACUGAGAGCACUUGGUCUUGAAGAGGCUGCUGCAGGCCUUGAUGCCCACACGGUAAAUGGUUACAUUAUACAUGACAUGGCGAGUAAGACCGAGGUGGAGAUCCCUUACCCUCUGGAUGAAAACAGUCAAGUGCAAUGUGGAACAGCAUUUCACCAUGGGCGCUUCAUCAUGGGACUCAGGAGAACAGCUAUGGCAGAACCCAAUGUAACAUUCAUCGAAGGGAUUGUGACACAUUUGCUGGAAGAAGAUAGUCAAGUUACAGGAGUUCAGUAUAGAGAGAAAGAAAAUGGAGAUGUGAAGGAACUCCGUGCCCCACUGACUGUGGUAGCUGACGGCCACUUCUCCAAGUUCAGGAAAAACUUGGUGAAAGGCAAAGUGAGCAUUUCAUCCCAUUUUGUUGGCUGCAUUAUGAAGGAUUCUCCACAAUUCAAACCAAACCACGCUGAACUUGUUCUGGCCAACCCCAGCCCUAUUCUUAUCUACCAAAUAUCAACCAAUGAAACUCGAGUGCUCAUCGAUAUCAGAGGAGAAAUUCCAAGGAACCUUAAAGACUACAUGAUUGAGAAAAUCUAUCCACAGCUUCCAGAGCACAUACAAGAGCCAUUCCUACUUGCAAUUCAGAAUGAUCGGUUGCGGACCAUGCCUGCGAGCUUCCUGCCUCCUUCCCCCAUGUAUAAAUCAGGUGUGCUGCUCUUGGGUGAUGCUUACAACAUGCGCCAUCCUCUGACAGGAGGGGGUAUGAGCGUUGUACUAAAUGACGUGAAGAUAUGGCGAGAUCUCCUGUGCAAUAUUCCAGAUCUCUACGAUGAUGCCGCAAUGCUUCAGGCAAAGAAGACAUUCCACUGGGCAAGGAAGAGGUCUCAUUCCUUUGUGGUCAAUGUUCUGGCUCAAGCUCUCUAUGAACUAUUUGCUGCUACAGAUGAUUCCUUGCAUCAGCUCCGGAAAGCCUGUUUUCAUUACUUUAAGUUGGGUGGACAGUGUGUGUCAGGGCCAGUGGGGCUGUUAUCAGUGCUUUCUCCGGAUCCUAUGACUUUGAUCGGGCAUUUUUUUGCUGUGGCACUUUAUGCCAUUUACUUCUCCUUCAAGUCUGAGCCCUGGUAUAUGAAACCACGUGCUUUCCUGAAUGGUGGUGCCAUUGUCUAUCGUGCCUGCACUGUUAUUUUUCCUCUCAUUUAUUCUGAAAUGAAAUACCUUAUUUACUGAAUAACCUACAAAAUAAGGGCAAGAUUACACAAGAACAAAGAAAUACAAACAAAACACAGAAAGCCUUUGCAGUUGUCAAACACUUACCUCAACUCUGUGUUGAACAAGUCCACACUAUUGUUUAAUUGAUGAGAAAAAAUCUAGGUUCCCCUCCUGCAUCCAGCCGAGUAACAGAUUAGCGCUUUGGCAAAACAUGAAACUUUGUAUUGCUGUCACCAAAUUAUUUAAAUGGAUUGCCAUUUUAUAAGAAAUUCCCCUUGGGUAACUCACAAUAUGGUGUGGUUUGAGUAUCCAAUCCUGGAAUGCACAAGAUUUGUGCCUGCUCUGUGCUGAGUUAGACAAUCUUAGUUGAUACACCAGUUGGGUACUACAAUCAUCCUCAAUCUCCCCCUGAAUAUGGAGGAGGGAAAAAAUCAGUCAAGAUUCCCACUCUUAAUCAUUCUCCCUAAGGGUAGGACUGGUCUCGAUUGUGAUAACAUCCCACCUGUAAUGGACAAAAAGGAUACCAACAAUCCAUUGUGUGUGUAGGGUCACACAUGAAGAAUGAUUGAUUGGGCAAUAGCGUGGGUCAGGAGAGGGGAAAAUUGCGAGGGGGUAGGAGGGAAGAAGAUAAAUAAAUAACAAGUGCUGAUUGUGGCUUUCGACUAAAUUAGACAUCUGCUCAUGAAAUUGGAGAAGAACUACUUGGAUAUAGAUUUACUUUAUGUAGCAUUUCAGAGCGUACAACAUUUUUCAAAUUGUUGAAUUCAGUCUUAACUUCGCAUUUGGUUUUCUGUAGUUCUUAAACAAACUUGCAGAAUGAUUACUUGGCCAAUGAUUCAGCAAGUUCUUUUUGCUUGGGCAAUCAUUCUGCAAGUUCUUUUAAGAACUACACAUAAGCUUUCACAUUAAGGCUGUAUUUAAGACUUCUCUAAAAUGCUACAGAAAUAGAGGAAAAUCUCGACCAAGCUGAAAUUUGCAACCAGAGGUGCUUCCAAUUUUUAUUUGCGCUGUUCCAACCCAAACAUUCACAGAAAGUACAUAUGGUACUUUGAAACUUGAAUAGUUUUCCAAUCGAAGGCAGUGGCUUUGUGAGCAGGCAAUUAUUAUUUAUAAUCGAUCUAAUUUAUAAUCUAUAGAUUUAACUAAAAUCCAAAUUUACCUAACACUUUUGACAGUAACACAUUCCAGGGAUAAAUGCCUUAUUGAAUCAACUUGUGGGACCCAAUUUAUUUCUCAGCAGUACUACUGUAGUCCAUACUGUAGUCCAUCAAUUUAGUUAAAAAGAGGAACCAGAGAAGUGACUCUGGUGGUAUAUCAAUGUGGGACCCCUCCCCCAUUUCCCCCGUAACCCAGGACUCAAAGUGGGUUAGUUUACUCAGCUUUCAGCCAACCCACCAGGCAGAAUUCUUUGUAGUCGCAGAGUGCCUGCUCCUCAAAGGGGAGAGAAUCGCAGGCAGAGAGUAUUGUGUGUCAAUGACUCUUAGCCCACCUCAGAGCAGCAUUGAAGGCCCUAUAGAGGACUCACUGGCUGACGGUAUCAUUCUCUAUGCCUACAAAAUACCCAAAUCCUGUGAGAUAUUCUUCUGAUGUGAAAAGCGCUGUAUCAAAUGGAAGGAUUAUAAUAAAGAACAAAACAUGAUGGCCAGAGACACUUACUGAUCACUGACGCUAAUGAAUGUUUAAUUCUGCUGCUUAUAAUCUGUUUUCUAUUAUAGUAGUUAACGGCACAAAAUUUGGUCAUUUUCCUUUGUAAUAUGGUUACCCUAUACUUUUAUUCUGAAUGGCUAUUGGAUGCAGUACUGAUGUGCAACCACUAGAUGUCACUUGUGUUAUUAUUAACAAAGCAUUACAGCAACAUCUAGAGAUAGCAAACAGGUCCUGUAUUUCCUCGCAGUACCAAUACUUGUAGAUUUUGUCUCAUUCCUUAUAUAAAAACAAAAUUUGUGCCAAACUCAAUGGAAGCAGGGCAAUCACAUCCUCUUUUUGUUUUGGUCAGCCGGGUGUCAUGCAGCCCACCUCCACAUGGAAAUCCCAUAGACAGAUUGUUGGAAUGAAAUGUGCACUCUCUCCUUGGAGGGACACAUCCUGCUUACCUAAUUCCGAAAAGUACUAGGCGCAGGUUAGCAAGAGCCAAGGCUUGGGACCCGAGAGUGCAUUGAGAUACUUAACUGCUGGAUUCUAACUAGUUAAAACCAAAUUGCUUGCCAUUGAUAGUAGUGUCUGGCAAGCUUUCCCACACUCUGUCUCAUAAGUUUACAUCUGAAAUUUGUGUGCCGUAUUAAAAUUGUAUAUAAUGUAUAAUUGUAAAAUGAGUGAAGAAUUUCCACUGGCUAUAUUUGUUCAUUGCCUUUCGUUAAUCUGCCAUUCAUUCUAUGAAUGUUCUAUAUUGGUAUGUAACACAUUUUAUUAAAAGGUUUAUCAUUU